Sparassis crispa is the source of this 393-nucleotide messenger RNA. RefSeq lists its product as hypothetical. The transcript has a single exon. The record is from RefSeq and is a predicted model, not a curated record. Lineage: Eukaryota; Fungi; Basidiomycota; Agaricomycetes; Polyporales; Sparassidaceae. Bases 1 to 393 code for a protein of 130 amino acids.
AUGGCACGCAGGCGGAGAACCUGGUGGUUGAAGGUUCCGGUUACGCGCGAACAGCUCGCUCGGCAACUGAAGACUUGUCGGCGAUUUUAUUUGGUUACGCUUCUUGCUACAUCGGACCGCAUCAUAUUCCCCCUUUAUCUGCCCGUCAACAACCUGCCACCCUAUCGGAGGGACUUGUCUCCCCGCUUCGACAUCCUACUGUCCGAGCACCCCGCGCUCCUGGAUGCUGAGACCACCCCCCUGGCGCAGCAGGGAAGGUUCAUGAAAGGGUUCAGUCAAUGUAUUUCGGGGCACGGCGUGCGCGGACACUUCGGCACCAUCGAUGCCAUCGUCCUCGACGACGAAUACAUGCCCAUGUUGGCUAUCUCGCGACAUUCAACACAUUUGGCUUGA